CGCGUUCUCUUCAUGACAUUUGACAUUGACAUCAUAUUCCCUGUUUUAUCAAAAAAAUUCUGUUUUGCUUGAUGAUGGCGGACGAUAAAGAUGUGGCCGAAAAAACUAUUGCGGAGGACUUGGUUGUUACCAAGUAUAAAAUGGCAGGAGAAAUUGUUAAUAGAGUCCUGAAGCAAGUCAUUGAUAAAUGUGUGUCUGGGGCUUCUGUAAGGGAAAUUUGUCAGUUUGGUGAUCAGCUAUUGACAGAAGAAACAAGCAAAGUGUUCAAAAAGGAGAAGGAACUCAAGAAGGGGAUUGCUUUUCCUACUUGCAUAUCUGUAAAUAAUUGUAUCUGCCAUUUUUCUCCUGUCCCAACGGAACCAGACUAUACUCUCAAAGAUGAGGAUGUAACUAAGGUAGAUUUGGGAGCCCACAUCGAUGGGUUCAUCGCAGUCGUCGCCCACACGAUCGUCAUAGGCGCAUCUAGCGAAAAUAAGGUAACAGGAAGGCGGGCCGAUGUUGUUCUUGCCGCCCAUUACGCUUCUCAGGCCGCCCUUCGACUGAUUAAGGCUGGAAACGAAACGUACGCGGUCACCGACGCCGUACAGAAGGUAGCGGAGGCUUACAAGUGCAAACCUGUGGAGGGUAUGUUGAGUCAUCAGCUGAAACAGUUCAAGAUCGACGGCGAGAAGACGAUUAUUCAAAAUCCCACUGACGCACAGAAGAAAGAGCAUGAGAAAUUCGAAUUUGACAAAUAUGAGGUUUACGCUAUGGACGUUCUCAUAAGCACGGGGGAGGGCGUAGGCAAAGAAACUGAAACGAGAGUGUCAGUCUACAAGAAGACCGAUGAGAUGUACCAACUCAAACUUAAGGCUUCAAGGACUUUCUAUACGGAAGUGAGGCAGAAGCAUGGUAACAUGCCCUUCAAUUUGAGAUCAUUUCAAGACGAGACGAAGGCCAAGAUGGGAGUAGUCGAAUGCGUGAAGAACAAGUUGAUUGAACCCUUCCAAGUUUUGUAUGACAAAUCAGGUGAAUUUGUGGCUCAAUUCAAGUUUACAGUGCUACUUAUGCCUAACGGACCCCAUAAAAUAACUGGUUUACCGUUUGAAACGGAACUGUUCCAAUCUGAAAACUCAAUAACAUCUCCAGAGCUCAAGACGAUCCUCAACAGUUCCGCGAAUCCCAAGGCGGCCAAGAAAAAGAAGAAGAAAGCGGAAACAGCGGAACAGCCCACCGAAGCCGAGGCCGCGGCAUGAUGAAACUCCGCCAAGGGUAAAUUUGGCAGCAACUGGAGGAAGUAUUUAAAAAAUAAAAAAUCUUGUACAGAAAACUGCGAAUUUCUCGAAGGAGUUAUCGGAACGUUGGACAACAACGUUCGGAAAUACAGUAAACUUCUUCCCAAUUAGUCAAAUCUAUUCCUUGUUUCCUCACCACCAUUUUUCAUCCACAACUCGUCCUCUUUUUUUCUGAAUAAAAUAUCUUAUUUUUUAUACGAAAUGGUUACAAUUUUUCGUCAGAACCUUUUUACAUAGUGCAUAAAUCGUCAAAUUUCAUGAUUAUUUUAAAAUUCGACAUUGAUAAAAUCUUUAAAAUACACAAAAGAGUUGAGAUUGUUGUGUAGAAAUAGUGAAUAAAAUAUUUGGUAUUUUC
Molecule: messenger RNA, 1629 nt
Organism: Coccinella septempunctata (seven-spotted ladybird)
Lineage: Eukaryota; Metazoa; Arthropoda; Insecta; Coleoptera; Coccinellidae
Product: proliferation-associated protein 2G4-like
Exons: 5
Coding region: 72-1235 (387 amino acids)
Source: RefSeq, a predicted model, not a curated record